Molecule: messenger RNA, 6747 nt
Organism: Symbiodinium sp. CCMP2592
Lineage: Eukaryota; Dinophyceae; Suessiales; Symbiodiniaceae
Source: the annotation of a GenBank genome assembly
AUGGCGGCCGUUGUGAAGCAACUUCUGGCUUCACAAAACUUUUUGAAGCAGGUUCGACACCUGCAGAACUUCGAGCAGCUACAGCAGAAGCAGCACGUGGUCCUGAAGUCUUUACUGGCGAAGACAGCCACCCUGUCGGCGGACGAGGCGUGCCGCAUCUACGAUGCACAAGACCGGAACGUGUGGACGGAUGCACAAGUGCAGGAGGUGCAGGCAGCGGUCGCGGCGAUCCCCUCCAGCGAGGCGUGCAUGAAGAAGGGGCAGCUGCAGGACUUUGCGGCAUUUGUGCCGUUCUUGAAGAGGAGCCAGUGGCAGGAGCUAGAGGGAUGUCGCAUGCAAGACCAGGUGAGCGUGAAAGUGUUGAGGUACUUAGCUGAGCUUGGCCUGCGACAUCCGACGGAGCCUACUCUGGGCAAUGUGCUGAUCUUCAGCAUCCUGAUGCUGGAGAUGCCGCUGCCGGAUGCCGAGACGUUCCAGACGGAAUUUGAAAGUUUCAAGCCGGCAGCUCGGCGCUUGCUUACUGCUCACGGCAACCCGCUGUUUCACUUGCAGAUGCUGCCCGAGACUGCGGCUGCGUUGCCGGUUCAAGUGGCCCAGGCUGUGUAUGUCACGGAGGGCCCGGCGAGAGGUAAGGUGAGCAUGGAGCAGCUCGGUUUCGCUGCUUCCAAGUUACCGCUUCGGAAGAGCAGUGCACAGCUGAAGAAGCAGCCGGAAAACGCAGGGCAGCUCCUGGGCGCCCUCGUGCAAGGACUGUCGAGUAGCUUGAGUAGCGGGUCGGGGCGGCCACCGGCUUUGCCUGUUGCACAACCGCCCAGAGCGAAGCAGCCGCUGGCAAUCCUGGACCGUGAGCCCCUGGCAAUCCUGGAUCGCGACAGCGAGGCCCCGCCGGCCGUGGAAGCGAAGGUUGCGGAGGAGAAGACCAACGAAGCCCAGGCUUUGGAGGAGCCGGCGGCCGUGGAAACGGCGGAAAGUCACCUCGAGCGGCUUCAGAAAGCUCUGUAUGGCGACGAGCCCCAAGCUUCGCGAGGGAAGAAGCGAAAGGCUGAGGCAGAGCCGAUGAAGAGACCUGCCGCAGCGAAGCAGCUCCAGAAAGCUCUGCGAGACGACGAGCCAGAAGCUUCGGGAGGGAAGAAUCCAGAAGCUGAGGAGGAGCCAGAGCCAAUGAAGAGACCUGCCGCAGCGAAGCAGCUCCAGAAAGCUUUGCAAGGCGACGAGCCAGCAGCUUCGGGAGGGAAGAAUCCAGAAGCCGAGGAGGAGCCAGAGCCGAUGAAGAGACCUGCCGCAGCGAAGCAGCUCCAGAAAGCUUUGCAAGGCGACGAGCCAGAAGCUUCGGGAGGGAAGAAUCCAGAAGCUGAGAAAGAGCCAAAGCCGAUGAAGAGACCUGCAGCGAAGCAGCCUUCGCCGGCCUUGAAAAGACCUGCUGCGGCCGCGAAGCCACCCGCCGCUCCGUCUGGCAGGGCAGCUGUGCCGGGCAUGACCUGGGAGGAUCGCAUAAAUAUCCUUGCAUGCAAGAACAGUCGAGACCCUGCAGAGCUGCAAGCUAGCUACGGCCGCUGCAGUAGAGCUGGCUUGCAGAAGCUCCUCGCAGCAUGCCUGGCUACGGCCGGCACUAUAGCCUCCUGCAGCGAGCUGGCUACGGCCGCCCCUGCAGGCAGGCUCCUGCAGCGAGCUGGCUACGGCCGCUGCUGCAGGCUGCGACUUGCAGUGGGCUGGCUACGGCCGCCGCUGCAGGCUGCGACGUGCAGUGGGCUGGCUACGGCCGCCGCUGCAGGCUGCGACGUGCAGUGGGCUGGCUACGGCCGCCGCUGCAGGCUGCGGCAUGCAGUGGGCUGGCUACGGCCGCCGCUGCAGGCUGCGACGUGCAGUGGGCUGGCUACGGCCGUGCCCAUGGGCGACGACGAGGAGAAAGAAAAGAAAAAAGAAGAGGAGGAGAAGGCGGCUAAGGCCGCCGAAGCCGAGACCUCCUCCGAGGAGGAGGAGGAGGAUACCGGGGCCCUCACAGGUGAGCCGCUGCUCGAGAACCCGCUCUCGCGGAGGCGGGAGGCGGAGCUGAAGGCUCAGCUGCACGAGCAGCUUCAGAGGGCCUCGCCAAAGAGCUCGCCGGCAGCAGCCGCCCGGGACACGACGAGGGCCUCGCAAAAGAGCUCGCCGGCAGGAGCCCCCCGGGACACGACGGACGCCUCGGAGGCUACAGCGAAGGGCAACCGGGGACGAGGGCGGCGAAACAAUGCAGCGAGGACCUACCGCUGCAAUCGCUGCCACCAGUACCUGGUGCCGACGGUGGCAGGCUACAGGUCCCAUCGUCGCAGCGCCCUGUGCUUGGCCUGGCGAAGAUGGGAACUGGGGGCGAGACCCUGGGACACUUGCGUGUCCCGGGGCCAGGCCGACUACGAGGCCUGGUGCAACGGGCACUUCCCCUUCGAGGACUCCGACUGCCCGCCGGACUUGGAUGCAGACGGCGGCCAAUGCAGCACCGGCUUCCUCCGUGGCUUCGAGUCCCAGCGGAAAGCCGCCUGCGAACCGCGGCAGCAUCUGGACGGCGCCUCCUCCGCUGCCGGCAGCCUUGCAGAAGCCGGCCUCGAAGCCGAAGCCUGCUCACGUGCAGCCGCCGCCGAGGCCCGUGCAGCAGCAGGAGAAGAAGCCGGCGGCGGCGAAGAAGCUGCGGCGAGGGAGCAGCUCCGACAGUCAAUGGCGGACUUCUCGCGGAGCGAGCUGUGCGAGCUGCGGAAGCGGCUCAUGGAGCCCUGCGAUGGCGAGGUGCCUCUGCCGCCGCCGGAGGAGUGGAUAGACCACGAGCUGGAGCUGGUGCGUGAGACACUGUAUUUCAUCAUGCAGUUCCGCUCGGUUGGCAAUCGGGACGUGCUCGCCAAGUGCAUCGGGGUGCUGGCGUGCCUGCGGUCGAUGUGGGAGCAGCUGUUCGACGGCUGCCGAAACAAGAACCGCAUGUGGAGCGGCUACUCUUUCGUGCCGCGAGAUCCCGAGACCGACCUGGAGUCGUGGCUGCGGCAGGUGCCAGCCUUGCAGCUGCGGGAUCGAGUGCGAGAGCUUCGCUUGUGCCUAGGCAUCCUGCCGCACUACUUCGGCCGCAGACUGGGCACGGAAUGGGACCAGAACUUCUCCACGGCGAGUCUUGAGGCCGCCAAUGUGCUGCAGAGACUGCAAGAGCAGCCUGCUUUAAAGGUAGUGGUGCAGACGGGUGCGACUGUGAGCACCGAGCGGGUCAAGCCGGAAGCACCGGCAGCCGAGACGGAGGAGCUGCAGUCGCAGCAGUCUCGUGCCGGAGCAAACCUGGAAGAGCCCACCAAAGAGGUCCAGACCUGCAAAGAGUGCAAGCAGGAGUACGCUGUCGAGGAGGACGACAAGCAGGUCUGCAAGCACUGCAGAAACCUGAAGCUGCGGCUGUGGCGCCGGCUCGGUGCCUGGUCGACCUUCAACUCCCUCAGCGACACCGAAAGGGAGCGGUUCUUUGUGAAGACGCAGGGCACGUCCUGCUGGCGGACAAUCCAGUCUCAGCUCGUCGAAACCUUGACUCGCCAGCGAGUCUCGGAGACUCGCAGCGAGACGGGCGGCUCCUACCUUCCUGCCUCGGUGCUGCUGACUCAAGGGUACACACAGGACGUGAUCGACGCCUGCAGCGACACGGAGGAGAACCCCGCCUUGGGCGGCACGACGUACCGCCUGAAGGUCCACUCCGAGUACUGUGUCGAGACCGAGAAGACCGUCCGCGAGGAGCUCUUGAACCGGGUGAAGCAGGUGUGUGCUGGCAAGCAGGUGCCCAAGGAGUGGGACGUGCAGCGGCCGGAAAAGCCGGGCAAGAACGAGAAGCCGGACCGUACGGAGGAGAAGGAAGACAAGCAGAAGGCCAAGUUCCGGAAGGUCGCUCUGGCCCUGGCCAAGUCGGCCCUGCCUCAAGUGAGUGCUGCCUGGUGCAGCCUGCAGACGGCGGUGUCGGGGGCGGGCCUGCCGGCAGACCUGGAGGAGGCAAAGAAGGGCGAGUUGCUCGGGAUGCUGCGGAAGCUCGGGGAGUGGAAGAACGCCUGUGAGCACACCCUGGCGAACAAAGAGAACUUGCAGGACCUGCCGGUGCUGCCCUUCCGCAAGGACGAGGUGAAGCCCACCUGCAAGGCUGCAGCGGAGCAGCUGAAGGACGUGAAGCUUUGCAGGGCCGCGGCCGCCAAGCUGAAGCGGGAGAGCAAGGCUGCUGAGAAGGCCAAGCAGGCCGCGGCGCCGGCAGGCGAGCCGAAGGCAAAGCGCCCCCGCACGGAGCCGGAGCCGGUCACUCGCUUGGACGAGCGGGGAGUCCACGUCUUCAAAGGUCCCGGACAGCAGGUGGAAAGCUUCCGAGACCUGCGCAGCGCCUUCCAUGCCGGGAAGCCGCUGCCUGCUGAGGCGGCCGCAGAAGCAGGGGCGGGGAGCAGCAGCAGCUUAACUGCAGGCGCUCCUGCGGUCGAACAGGUGCUGGCAGAAGACCGGCCUCUUGCAGAAGCCACGGAAGAGGCCCCGGCUCGGACACCCUCUGCAAACCGCAAGCGGCCGCACACGGACACCGCUCUUGACUUCCUGGCGCCGUGCACCGAGACUCUCCGAACCCUGGUCGGAGCCGGGUCCUUUUCGGCAGCGGAUCGGCAGGAAGCCGAGGAGCUGCUCGCUGCCGCGAGUGCAAUCAUGUCGGCGGAGCUCGUCGACGGCAAGGAGAAGCAGGAUUGGCCGGAAAUCUUGCGAUUGCACACUGCCGCGACCGACUUGAUGGCUCGGCUGCAGGACAAGCAUCAGACGGCCGAGGCCACACAGCGGACGCCGCAGAGCCUGAUAGGCAGCCCCUGGCCGGCGACCAGUCCGCCCAGUCGUCUUCUUUCGGCGGAUCUUUUUGCCUCGCCGCAGACCCUGCCUCCGACGCCUCUGCCGAAGCAGGAGAAGAAAAGAAGGAGCUCUCACAUCCGCUGUGAGUAUGCCGGUAUGGAAAACAAAGAGCUCCAGCACGUUUCCAUGUACAUGCAAGGAGUCCUUGACCUGCCCACGGCACGAGAGCAGCUCAAAGACUUGCCAAGCCUUACGCCAAGGCUGCUGCAGCAGGUGCUCGCCCGACUGACGGGUUCGGAGGGGAGCAGAAAGCAAGCCGUGCUUCUGAAGGCCGAGCGGCAGCUGUUGUCCUUGCUUCCCCUUCCACUUGCAGGCGAGAAAAGGUCCGUGCAGCUCCCUGUUGUCCAGCUUGACCGGCUGGUGCAGGAGAAGUGCCGAGCUUGUCCUUCUUUUGGAGACCUCCUGAGUGAGGCCGUGCUGCAGGCGGGAACUGCGGGCAUGAAUGCGGUUCUCUACGUGGACGAAGCAGUGCCGGGGAACGUCCUCAGACCGGACAACCUGCGGCGGUCCUACUUAGUCUACGUGACUUGGAUGGACCUGCAGCGAGCUUGCACGUCCGAGUUCGCCUGGUGCACGGUCGCCUGCAUCCGGCAGAGUCUCCUCAACCAGGUUCAGGGAGGCCUGCCGGCGGUCAUAGCUGCGAUCCUGGACAUGCUGCAAAGCAGUGUGUUCGAGGGUUUCGCUGUGGAGGGGUCUUUAGGCCCGGUGCUGCUGCGAACGACACGGGUCUCGCUGCUGGCGGACGAGCCGGCACUCACAUCCGCUGUGAGUGCGAAAUCGCAUGCCGGUAUGAGGCCGUGUUUAAGGUGCCGCAAUGCUAUCGCUAUCAAGCAUGGCGAAAGAGCAGACUUCGUGGAUAUAUCAUGUCACGACUUCAAUGCCUUUCUGCCACAAACGAAGCAGCAGGUUAGCGAAUACAUGCGGCUCCUCUCCGGCAUCAGGGUGAAAUCCAAGCUUGAGGAGUCCCAAAAACUUUUGGGUUGGAUAUAUAACCCCGACAGCAUCGUUUGCCGAGACUCCUGUCUGCUGACGGUGGAAGGCUGUCUUUUCGAUGCGAUGCACUGCCUCUGGUGCAAUGGCAUCGUAGGACAAGAGGUCAGCCUCUUCCUCCGUGCUGCGAAAGACAGCAUCGGCUUAAAGCAGCAUCAGGUUGCUGCUUUGGGAGAUCUGCCUUGGAAGCCAGGUGUUGGCGGCCGCUCCAAGGCAGGGCCCCUUCUCGAUGCCAAGCUGUUGACCUUCGACUCAGACUACAGAGGGGAUUCGAGCCAGACCAUGUCGCUGCUGCCCCUCCUGACGUAUUUCGCCAGGAUGGUUUUGCUGGAAAAGGGAGUGCCUGUUGCGGCAGUGGAAAGCCUUAGCCGGCUAUGCCUGAUUUGCAAUCUCGUGAAGCUUUGCAAAUUGGAGGCUCGGCCCGAGCUUUGCUCCAAACUUCUGGAGCUGCAGCAGCAGCACCUGCAGGGCUUCAAAAAGUACUACGGGCAAGACCAGGUCCGGCCCAAGCACCACUACAGCCUUCACUUGGGCGAACAAACUAAAUCAAUGCGAAGGAUGCUGGACUGUUUUGUUUGUGAAAGGAAAAACAAAACCUUCAAAGAGCAAGCUCGCAACCACAGCAACUUCGAAGGCACGACCUUCGAAAGCUCGGUGCUGUUGCGCCUCCUCAAGGUGGAUACCCAAGCUUCCGUCGGGUAUGGCCAAAGCGACUUUCUGGCUCUGGCUAGAACCUUGUCCAGAACGGAUGCGGCCGUCGCUCCGCUGGAUUGCACCUACAGCAAGUGGAGGUUCAAUGCCUCGGCCCCUGUGCUGGCCUACCUCAGUGACGUUUGCAACGUUUCUCGGCCUUGUUGGAGUCUCGCCGAAGGUGAGUUCGUGACCCUUCUGCACUGA